AUGAAAAGCCGUAACGUAAAUUUUCUUUAUGUUUUUCUAUUGAUCUCGACAGUAUGGAUACAACUCGUACCUGCUUCCAAAUUAAUUCGUAAUGGUCAAUCCUGUCUCCAACAUCCGGAUACUGCAUCAACUUCUUGCGUCCCACUUUCCCAAACAUCAUGUCCCGUUAACAGAUUCAUUGAUGUUCCAAAAUCAAUUAAAUGGAAUAUUAUACCAAUUGAUCCAUCUAUAGCAUUAGAUUCAACAAAUUCAACCGAAAUUUUUAUUGAAUCAUCUGAUAAUAAACUUUGUCUUGCCACUUCAUCAAAUGGUGUGCAGGUUUGUCCGUGCGAUCAAAGUAUUACACAAAAAUGGAAAUUCAGUAAUAAUAAUUUAAUGAGUAGUGCUAAAGUUGGUCAAUGUUUGGCUGUUCUUGGAAAUCAAUUUGGUUUAAAUACUUGUCAAGCUGGUGCUGAUACUAUGUCUUGGAAACCUUAUCAUGUCGCUCCAAACGCCGUUAACUUUUAUCCAAGUACAUUGUUCUUGGGUAAUUAUACUCAAUUAACAGUAGACACUUAUACAUCUCAAAAACUUCCUCCUUCCAUGUUUUCAUCUCCAUUUUCUAUCGAAAUUCCUCCCGGCUUCCAAUUCAUUGUUGAUCGUGGAAAUAAUAAUACAAUAACUUAUACUUCCGAUAUGGCUAAUGUUUCUCCUAUCAAUGAUAAAACUGCUACUAUAAUGGUCAAAUUAAAAUCUGGAAUGAUUAUUUACGAACUUGCAAAUUAUUUUGGUCCAAGUGAACAUUUUGAUGUUGGAACUUUUGUUUCUACUUCAAAAACUGUUGGUUCUGUUAUGAUACCUUCAAAUUCGAGAGCUAUUUCGAAUUUUUCGGGAAAUAAUUUAGGUUUAUUUGAACCAAUUCAUAGUUUUACCGGUGUUUUAGUUGAUUCUAGUCAAGUUUCUUUUGUAAGUUUGGAUAUUUCUCAAGCUACAUGUAAAAAUGAGUGUUCUUCUGGUGGUUUUUGUUCAGUUAACAAUGUAUGCGUUUGUAAACCUGGAUUCACCGGCUCACAAUGUGAUCAAUGUGCUCCUGGUUUCUGGGGCACAACAAAUAAUAGUCAAAUGACUUGUGACGAUGGGUUAUUUGGAACUGGUAAAUGUAAAUGUGCUACUGGAUUUAAUGGACCGAACUGUAAUACUUGUGAUUCCGGAUUCUUUGGUCCAAACUGUACACCAUGUGAUUGCGGAAAUGGCGUAUGUGACAGUCAAGGCAAAUGUACUUGUAAUGCAGGUUGGGAUCCAAAUACCAAUUGUAAAGUUCCAAAAACGGGUUACUUCCAAUCGGGUAGCGAUGCCAAGGCGUGCCCAAUAGGGUGUGCAAAAUGUGAUUCUCAGACCGGAAAAUGUACAGAAUGUUUAGCCGGUCUAAACUUUGCUACUGAUAAUCCAAAUCAAUGUGUUCCUCAAUCCCCUGUUAAUUGUCCUGACGGUCAAUUUCCUGAUACAAAAAAUGGAAAUACUUGUACACCUUGUAAUCCUGAUUGUGUUACUUGUUUUGGUCCUGGACCUGAUAAUUGUUUGAAAUGUGCUCCACCAAGAUUUUAUUUGGAAGGAAAAUGUGUUAUUCCUGCGCCAAACGGAAAAUGUGUUUCUCCACUUGGCAAUCAGGCGUUCGUUGCUAAUGAUGCUCAAAGAAUUUGUGAUG
Messenger RNA from Racocetra persica, 1684 nucleotides. The record is from the annotation of a GenBank genome assembly. NCBI's taxonomy places the organism in Eukaryota, Fungi, Glomeromycota, Glomeromycetes, Diversisporales, Gigasporaceae.